AGACUAAAAAAUGUCUAAAAAUCCGUAUAACAAUAUGCCAGGACCACGUGGCCCGAUGAUGGGAGGUCCGGGUUCAAUGUGUGGGCCAGGAGGGCCCAUGGGUGGUCCAGGGUCGAUGGGUGGUCCCGGAUCAAUGGGCGGACCAGGGUCCAUGGGUGUUCCAGGAUCCAUGGGUGGUCCAGGACCCAUGGGUGGUCCAGGACCCAUGGGUGGUCCAGGACCUAUGGGAGGUCCAGGAUCAAUGGGUGGUCCCGGAUCCAUGGGCGGUCCAGGAUCCAUGGGUGGUCCCGGAUCCAUGGGUGGUCCCGGAUCCAUGGGUGGUCUAGGAUCGAUGGGUGGUCUAGGAUCAAUGGGUGGUCCAGGAUUAAUGGGAUCGAACACUGUUGGGAUCAAAGGAGGACAAGGAUCUCUAGUAAGUACUGGAGGGAUGAGCCCUAUGUCAGGAGGUCAGCCUGGGAUGGGACCAGUCUCUGGAUCAAUGCCUACAAGUGGAAUAGGAUCUGGACCAGGAUCAAUGUCUGGAGGCUCCGGGAUAAUGUCCGGUGGACCAGGAUCAAUGUCUGGAGGACCUACUUCUAUGACAAGUGGACUAGGAGUGCCAGGAUCCAUUGCCGGAGGAAUGAGUCCUAAUUCAAGCUCAAUGGCUUCAUCCCAAAGCUCUCUAAUGGGUGGACCUCCAACUAUAUCCAGCAGUUCAGGAGGUCCAGUUCCUAUGUCAAGUGUGUCAGGAGGUCCAGUCCCUAUGUCAGGUGUAUCAAGUGGACCCGGGACUAUGACUAGUGUAUCAGGUGGUCUGGGUUCAAUGCCUGGUGGACCUGGAGGGAUGGGAAGGGUUGGGAUGAAUAUGCACGGAAUGACCGGAUAUCCUCAACGUCCUACCGGAGUAGGAGGACCUGGAGCUAGAAUGAUGGGAGGAGGAGGAAUGAGUAUGCCGACUGGACAGUAUGGUAUUGGAGGUUUAGUCAGACCUGGUCAAGGAAUGAUGGGAGGACGGAUGCCAACUCCAGCUCCGGGUAUGAUGGGGCUAGGGAACCAGACCCAGUCUCCUGGACAAUCAAACUUACCUGGAAAUAUAUCAGUUGAUCCAUCAGGAGACACCGUAUCCAAUGUUGAGAAUAGUGCUGGUAUGCAGCAGCAGAAGGAAGUUAACACCAGCACCAUCUGUCGGAUUGGUCAGGAAACUGUUGAGGAGAUUUCUGCCCGGACUCUUGAAGUAUUUUCUAUUCUCAAAUCCCUUCAGCCUCCGAUUGGACAGAGUCAGACUCAGCAGAAUGAUAGGGGAAACCUAGAUAAACAGAAUAGACUGCAGGAAGUACUGAAAGGUAUCGGAAUGCUGUUUAAACGUCUCCGAGUUUGUUGGGACAAAUGCCACGAGAGCACAGCUUCGAUGGAACACCCUGCUUUAAUAUCCCUUAUACCGAUGAGAGAUGAACAGGAACAGAAUAGAUCAGAUCUAGAGAAGAAGAGAGGAGAAUCUUAUAAAUCCGCACUGGAGGAACAUAACGAACUGAUACAGCAGAUAGUUCUGAAGAACAGACACCUCAAGGAUAUUAUUGAUCAGAUGCGUAAUACUAUCUGGGAGAUCAACACUAUGCUCGCCAUGAGAACUUGAAUUCCGGAUUCUCCAUUUUGUUAUUUGGAUGUAUUUAAGACAAUUUUUAACAAAACCGCUCCCGCCCCCUCUCAUAACUCCCUAUUCCAACAUUUGGCUGUGAUUUUUUAUAAUUUAAUAUAACCUGUACAGUUGUUUACGGAAAUUAAAAUAAAUCUGAAAAAAAC
This is a messenger RNA of Eurytemora carolleeae, 1779 nucleotides long. Its product is annotated as glycine-rich cell wall structural protein 1. The coding region runs from base 11 to 1612 and encodes 533 amino acids. The record is from RefSeq and is a predicted model, not a curated record. The transcript is spliced from 7 exons. Lineage: Eukaryota; Metazoa; Arthropoda; Copepoda; Calanoida; Temoridae. Gene Ontology annotation, cellular component: mediator complex. Gene Ontology annotation, biological process: positive regulation of DNA-templated transcription. Gene Ontology annotation, molecular function: transcription coregulator activity.